Messenger RNA from Plasmopara halstedii, 162 nucleotides. RefSeq lists its product as uncharacterized. Lineage: Eukaryota; Oomycota; Peronosporomycetes; Peronosporales; Peronosporaceae. The record is from RefSeq and is a predicted model, not a curated record. Bases 1 to 162 code for a protein of 53 amino acids. The transcript has 2 exons.
AUGCGUCAAGGGAUAAACUCGCUGACACGUUUAGCACAUGCGCGUAUAGUGCCCUCUGAGCCAUAUAUGUCUUUCUCCUCUAAGGUGGCUACCGAAUGGGGUCAUACAGUGAUGAGUACGCGGAGCUCUCGUACAACCAUAUGUUGUGUUAGCGCUCCUUAA